Labrus bergylta (ballan wrasse) is the source of this 1217-nucleotide messenger RNA. RefSeq names its product trypsin-4. The record is from RefSeq and is a predicted model, not a curated record. Lineage: Eukaryota; Metazoa; Chordata; Actinopteri; Labriformes; Labridae. Gene Ontology annotation, biological process: proteolysis. Gene Ontology annotation, molecular function: serine-type endopeptidase activity.
AAUGCAUCACUGUUACACCAGGAGAACAGUCACGCAGAGAUGGGUGAUAUGAAGUGUCUCCUCCUUUUGCUGUGUGCAGGUGUCACCGUGAGCUCAGAUGUGGAUCUGCAGAAGAGAGUUGUUCGUGGUCGUCCAUGUGGAAAUACAGAGCGCGGGUACCAUGUCAGGUUAAGAGCAUCUGAUGGGAUCCGUAGCUCCUUAUGUGGUGGCUCUCUGAUCAGUGACAGCUAUAUUCUGACUGCAGCUCACUGCUGGAAGGAUAGGUGGGAGAUGACUGCAUAUUUAGGAGUGCAUCCAGGUCCACCAGUUCCACUACGAGGAGUGAGAAUCACACAACACCAUAUCUACAAUGACAUCAAUGGACCUCAUGACAUCAUGCUGCUGAAGUUACCAACACCCACUCAUAUUACAUAUAUAGCACUUCCUAGCGACCUGGAAUGUAGGAAUCCUUUUGUAAAACCUGUUCGGGUUGCCGGUUAUGGAGCUACAACUGUGUUUCCCAAUGGGACAAUAGGAAAUGAUAGACCAACAGAACUCCACUGUGGUGACAUGAAAGUCGUCAAAUGUCAGUGGAAUAAAAAAUGUCAGCGCAGAAACCCUGACCCCUUCACUCAGUCCUUGGCCUAUCAACACUUACUUUGUGGACAAUCUAAAACUGUGGAUAUUGCUCCAGGUGACUCUGGUGGAGGAGUCGUGAAAAAAUGCAGGAUUUACGGGGUCAUUUCUAACGGUGUUAAUGUUGCCUGUGCUGAACCAGCUGGAUUCAUGAACGUCUGUAAAUACAAGCCAUGGAUCAAAGGGAUUGUGGGUAAAGAUAUUUGGAAAAAUCUCAGAAAACAGAAAUGUCUUUUUCCUUAAGAGGCAUUCACAAUCAUUUAAUAAAGUAGUGAGUCACUUCACAUGUUCAAAAGAUAAAUGUACUACUGUUUUCUUUAUUGUUGAUCCUGAUUUAAUUAAAGAUUAUUUGAAAACAUUCAAAAUAAUACUAAAGCAUUACUUCAAAGAUCUUGAGGUAUAGUCAAGUUGUAUUGUUAUCAGAAGAAAUAAGAUGAACAAUUUUACAUUUUCAAAUUAAUCAAAAUUGAUAUUUGUUUAUAUUUGUCAGUUCGUCUGGAGAAAAACAAACAAAUGUAAAACAUGAUACAUGAUCAAUGAUGAUGUGUGAUAAGAUAAAAUAUGAAUACUCAGACUUGUGAAAAUAAAAAUAUGACUCACAA